Molecule: messenger RNA, 1882 nt
Organism: Cryptomeria japonica (Japanese cedar)
Lineage: Eukaryota; Viridiplantae; Streptophyta; Pinopsida; Cupressales; Cupressaceae
Product: protein COP1 SUPPRESSOR 2
Exons: 8
Coding region: 241-1053 (270 amino acids)
Biological process (GO): mRNA splicing, via spliceosome
Cellular component (GO): spliceosomal complex
Source: RefSeq, a predicted model, not a curated record
AGUCCCAGAGAUCUAAACAUUAGCUUCAAUUUUACACUAAAACAUAGCUCUGCAUUAUUGCAUCAGUAAAAUUUGCCUUCCCCUCGAACCAAAACCGAAAAAAGUACACUAGACAAGAACAUUAAUUUCAACAUUUGCAGAGAACCUGUUGGGGUUUGCUUAAAUUUAUUGGUGGGAGUAUAAUUAAACGCUGAAGCCGCUGACGAAGCUCCAAUCUUCUCUGCUAACGCAAAAACAGAAAUGGUGGAGCGCAAGCAUUUUCGCAAGAAGCGGGCAAUUUCAGAAGACGACGAUGACAAUGAAGAAGAUGAAGAUCACAGGAGAUUGGCCUUGGAGGAGAUGAAGCUGUUGCAGAAGCAGCGGGAGAGAAAAUCUGGCCUUGUUGCUGGUGAAUUCAUUGAAGCUGUGAUUUCAAAGAUGGGCGAGAAUGCUAAUAAUAACAAUAAGACUGAGGGUGAAGGGGAAAAGGAGGAGCUUGUUCUUCAAGAUACCUUUGCUCAGGAAACUGCUGUCACAGUGGAGGACCCUAAUAUGCUUAAGUAUGUGGAGCAGGAGCUUGCAAAGAAACGGGGUAAGCAAAUUGCUGGCAAAAAUGCCGAGGAGGAGGUCAAACCCCCAGAGGAUGAUUUGUAUGUUGUGCCUGACCAUCUUAAGGUGAGGAGGAGAAAUUCGGAAGAAAGCUCUACACAAUGGACGACAGGGAUUGCGGAGAUUCAGCUUCCUAUUGAGUAUAAACUAAGGAACAUAGAAGAAACGGAAGCUGCAAAGAAACAGUUACAAGACAAAAGGCCAUUUGUUGGUCGUGGAAGGCCUCAAUCAAGUAUUCCUUCCAGUUACAGUGCUGAUUACUUUCAACGUGGCCGUGAAUAUGCGGAAAAACUCCGAAGAGAUCAUCCAGAACUUUACAAGGAUAGGGAUGCUCAAAAUAGUGCUCGCAUAUCAGGUGAGACUGCUCAAGAAGGAAACAUGGGAGUUAGAAGGCAGGCUGCAACUGAUGAGAUCAUGCUAGAGCGUUUUCGGAAAAGAGAGCGUAGCCGUCUCAUGCGACGUUGAAUUAUUGUCCUCAACUAAUGGAUCAUUUCCCAUAACAAGAUAACUGCUGUGCAGAUAGCGGUAUCUUUGUUUUUGAUGAUUCAUCAGAUGAUUAUCAGCUGCAUGCGUAAAGGAAACUCUUGAUUGCUGCAUGGACAACAAUUCAAUGAACGUGCUUUUGUAGGGUCACAACAUGAUCUGCAACUGAAUUGCCCUUCUAUUAACAAAUAUGUUUAUUGCUAUUUGUUUUACUGGGUGUGGACUUGAUUUUGAAAUUAUGGUGGCAGUUAUCAAAUAACAACAGAACUUUCCUUUGAGCCUGUUUAAAAUUUAAUGUUGUUUGGUUACAUACAACAUCACCUAUCUUUUAUAGCUGAUGUUCUUGCUUAGUGUGUGUCAGUGUGUAUUAAAUAUGCUACUACAAUCCCUAGUAAGAUUUUAGUUGUCAUUUAAACAGGUAUAAAUCAAGCACAGUUAUCACCACAGAACAGAGGAUUUCUAGUAUUGUCUUCAUAAACAGAAGACUCUCAUAUGGUGCUUUUAAUUUGGGAGGUCUUGUUCAGAUUUGCUUUCAUUGUUUUGUUACCCUGGACAUGUCAUUUACAGGAAACACUAAUGCGUAGAUCAUAUUCUUAAGUGAAUGCAUACAGCUCGGUAUCUGCUGCUCUAGCAGUGAAGAUGUAUGCCACUUCUAUGAAAAAAUUCUUCAGCACUAUAUCAGAUUAUAAAAUUUGGUAGGCAUGGGACAUUUAUAAAUUGAUGUAUAAUAUUGAAAUAAAUGAAAGGAAGUUUUGUAAUCUCUUUUUGGAGAUGGAUUUUAAUAAACUAUGGCAUAUGAUAAACUUUUCAA